AUGUCUACAACAGAAAAACCGACGCCAACGACGGCAACAACAGAGCUGCCCGUGCAGACCCUGGAAAGCUUACACGGACCCGAACUGGACUCAAAAGAUGUAUGUUCUUAUUACAUUCGCGAUCAACCGAACGAGCCAGAAGACUUGGACACACUGCGAACCUGCUGCAAGCCGAAUGUCAUCCAUAGAUACAACGAGCACCAAUACUGGUGCGAAGUUCCUGAGCGUUACUUCCCUCCUACGCUCUACCUCAAUGUGUCUAAUAGAACGAUCGAACAGUGGGUGGACGGCAAUAUGACCCAGUGUAUCAGAGACGCUCAUCCGAGCCAUUAUGCUGGAUCCAGCACGUGUCACUUUGCCAGAUACAAUGUCCGCAAUGAAGCCGCUUCCUUGAUUGCGGCGUCCGCGCCCUUGUAUCUUCUGCUGCUGGGUGGUCUGUGGUCUUUUAGGCUUCUGUUGCGGUAG
Messenger RNA from Aspergillus oryzae RIB40, 465 nucleotides. RefSeq lists its product as uncharacterized. Bases 1 to 465 code for a protein of 154 amino acids. The transcript has a single exon. The record is from RefSeq and is a predicted model, not a curated record. Lineage: Eukaryota; Fungi; Ascomycota; Eurotiomycetes; Eurotiales; Aspergillaceae.